AUGAAAACGCUAACUUCCAACGACUACGGCACUUGGCUGGAGCCUCCUUUUGCCAAAGUUCUUUCCGCCGCGCAAAUCAUUGUCACCAGUAAGCAGCAGCAGCAGCAGCUCAAGCAGCAGCAGCAGCAGCAGCAGCAGCAGCAGCAGCCCAACCAGCAGCAGCAGCAGCAGCAGCAGCAGCAGCAGCAGAAGCAGCAAGCGGGAGAACUAAAACCCUAA
Messenger RNA from Eimeria necatrix, 219 nucleotides. RefSeq lists its product as hypothetical. Bases 1 to 219 code for a protein of 72 amino acids. The transcript has 3 exons. The record is from RefSeq and is a predicted model, not a curated record. NCBI's taxonomy places the organism in Eukaryota, Apicomplexa, Conoidasida, Eucoccidiorida, Eimeriidae.